GCCCUGUAUGCUUCUCAGGUCGAGCAACAUUUAGUUUUUUUGUCUUUUGUUUACGAAAAAAUAAAAUAAUUUAAAAAUAGGACACUACAUUUCAAAACGUGAUUGAAAUUCCAAGGGACAGCGAUGUCAACGCAAAAACUCAUAAUUCAGGAGGAAAGUCUGCACGACUCAUGGGUAGAGCUCCACUUUGAUUCAUGUAGUGAACAUAGUGAGGACGUACCAGCCCUGUCUGAUAUCACAGACCUAGAAAAAAUGCUUCUGGAAGCACAACGGGAAUCCAGCAGUAGUUCACGGACAAGUUCUCACUGUAGCAGUCCCCAACGUGUCCAGACACCUCCACUCAUAAGUGCAGUCUCUUUCAACACACACAUUAUUUCACAGGGGGAAGUUGUAGCAAAAAGCAAACAGGAAGCUGAGGCUGUCGCAAGGAUCUGUGAAUGGUCCAGCCGGCCAGAAAAUUUUCCACCCAAAGCAUUUAUUAUUAAACGGCCAAAACGGAACAGAAUGUGCAGCAAAAACAGAGAAAAAAAUGACAAGGAAAUGAACACAAACUUGCUGAAGUUACUGCUACCCUCCCUAGUUUUGACACACAUUCUCAUGCUUGGACUGGGGAUCUGUAUUGGACGACGCCUUUCCACUCAGUGUUCUGUUAUCUGAGUCAUAGCGUGUGUGUGUGUGUGUGUGUAUGCUGUGUGU
This is a messenger RNA of Carassius carassius (crucian carp), 696 nucleotides long. Its product is annotated as BCL2/adenovirus E1B 19 kDa protein-interacting protein 3-like. Gene Ontology annotation, biological process: mitochondrial outer membrane permeabilization; positive regulation of apoptotic process. Gene Ontology annotation, cellular component: mitochondrial outer membrane; nucleus; mitochondrial envelope. Lineage: Eukaryota; Metazoa; Chordata; Actinopteri; Cypriniformes; Cyprinidae. The coding region runs from base 124 to 657 and encodes 177 amino acids. The transcript is spliced from 5 exons. The record is from RefSeq and is a predicted model, not a curated record.